Molecule: messenger RNA, 1994 nt
Organism: Portunus trituberculatus (swimming crab)
Lineage: Eukaryota; Metazoa; Arthropoda; Malacostraca; Decapoda; Portunidae
Product: ADP-ribosylation factor-like protein 4C
Exons: 3
Coding region: 1077-1700 (207 amino acids)
Biological process (GO): intracellular protein transport; vesicle-mediated transport
Cellular component (GO): cytoplasm
Molecular function (GO): GTP binding; GTPase activity
Source: RefSeq, a predicted model, not a curated record
UGUGUGUGAGGGAUGAAGCAGGAGGACUACAAGGGAUGCGGGUGGGGGAUGCGGCACCUGAGGAAGGGAAGGUGUGGCGGCGGCGUGAGAAGCGAUCAUCGAGGUAGUGGGAAAAUAUAAUUGGCCCCGAGCAUGGCCAGGGAGUCUGAGUUAGGUUCAUGCACCAGCGGGGCUGCCGCAAGCCGCCAUACGCCCACUCUCUCUUUACUACCCCGCGUCGCCCUUUCCUCCAUCCUCACCACGCCCCCAUGACAAACGUCCCUCCUUCACCUUCAUUAUGGCGUCAUAAGAGCUAUUUCAAUUUUCUGGUGAAAUUUUCCGGUUCAGUUUAGUGCCAUAAACUUUAGAAACGACGAACUGGAAACUCGCAGCCCAUCUUCUCCAGGACUUCGCCUCAAAGGAAUUCUGGUCCACACAUUCUACGUCUGACCAUGUCGAGCGAGGUGCGCGCCCGCCGACCUGCGUUGCUACACUGGUGCGUCUGCCACUCCGCCGGAGAGAAGUUGGUGUGUUGAGGCGAGGCGUAUCAAGAAGUGUGUAGAUAAGCGUACAGUGUCUCGAAAAAGAGCAAGGAGUUAAUAUAAUAAUCUAGAAACAGUCCCAGUGAAUAAUAGAGGACGAAUUCUUCUUGUGUUUUGUGUAGGAAGCGAAAUCUCAUUCAUGUAAUAUUCUUAUACUCUGAGCGACACUGUUGUGCCCGGAGGAACGUGUGCCCCGUGGGUGGCGGUGUGCAGCUGCUCUGACAAGCACCUGUGGGGAGGUGGGCGAGUGAAGGCGAGUGAUUGAACAACGGCUGAACAGGGAACAUAAGUCCGCACCGUAGCCUGAGGGCAGGACGGGCAGAGGAACAUACCUGCCCUACACAAAACACCUUAAAUAAAUCUUCGAAAAAAUACCAGAGGCAGCGUUGGCGGACGGUCACCAGACACAUUUACCGCCUUGCACUGGCGAGGCUUACCACUAAAGCUGGUCCUGGGAGGCCGCAGGGCACCAUGCCUGCGCCUUGAGCCUCGCGCCUCCCUCAACUCACCCUGCCGGCGCCCUACCCUCCCUUGUCCUGCCGCGCAUUGGGAGCCAUGGGAGGGAGCAUGGGCAAGGGUGGGAAGGGCGUGUCGCUCCUGGACGCCCUGCCCUCCCUUAAUGCCCCGCUUCAUGUGGUGAUGCUCGGCCUCGACUCUGCCGGGAAGACCACUGCCCUCUACCGCCUCAAGUUUGACCAGUACCUCAACACCGUGCCCACCAUCGGUUUCAACUGUGAGAAGAUCAAAGGAACCUCCGGCAGGUGUAAAGGCACAAGUUUCCUGGUGUGGGACGUGGGCGGGCAGGAAAAACUACGUCCGCUGUGGAGGUCAUACACGAGGUGCACGGACGGCAUCGUGUUCGUGGUGGACUCUACGGACACUGAGCGGAUGGACGAGGCAAAGAUGGAACUGGUGAGAACUGUCCGUGCCCCCGAGAACCACCACGUGCCCAUCCUAGUGCUGGCCAAUAAGCAGGACCUCCCCGGUGCUAGGGACGCCAAACAGGUUGAAAAGUGUCUGGGUCUGUGGGAGCUGGGUCCGUCACAGCUGUUCCACGUGCAGCCCUCGUGUGCCAUCAUCGGGGACGGCCUGGCGGACGGCCUGGAGUGUCUCUACGAAAUGAUCUGUAAGAAGAAGAAAAUCACUCGAGGCAGUCACAAGAGUAGCAAGAAGAGGUGAUGCUGUGCGCCGCCCUUGCUGCUUCUUCCCUCCCCACCUCCACGCCUCAGACCCUCCAUCUCCUGCAUCCCUCCCUUACCACCGUACCGUCUCCUCUCCUCCCGUCCAUUCCCCUUAACUGCCCCCACUACAUGCUCCAGCACGCUCAUGGAAGUGCACAUGCUCACAGUGGCGCCCAGGCGCGCCGCGCAGACCCCAUCCCUACACACACACACACACACACACACACACACACACACGGCUGUAUUAGCUUUAAGUUGUAUUGAUAUUGAAUAAAAGCUAUGUUUGAUGUAA